Molecule: messenger RNA, 3279 nt
Organism: Serpula lacrymans var. lacrymans S7.9
Lineage: Eukaryota; Fungi; Basidiomycota; Agaricomycetes; Boletales; Serpulaceae
Exons: 17
Coding region: 168-2753 (861 amino acids)
Source: RefSeq, a predicted model, not a curated record
AUCGCAGUUGUGAGUCCAGCACACAGUCGAAGACGACGACGACGACGACGACGACAAAGACCUCCCAUACUGUCCAGUAAGGCGAAGCUGUGUUGGCGUGCUCUUGAAGGCAGAGUCUGGGCAUUACACGCAAUUCAUCGAACACCGACUAGUUGUACUCAGGUAUCAUGGAACGCCUAUGUGAUGAAGUUAUUCAAUUGAUAUUCUACGAACUCAACGAUCCAUCCGCCUUGAUUAUCACAUCAAAGAGAUUUUAUCAACUUUCGCAAGAUCCCUAUGUCCGCGCUCACUAUUUUCUCAACCGCUAUGGCCACAUCCAAGCUAUGUUCUGGGCUCUAGGGAGGGGAAGAGUUGUCAAUGAAAGAGUAAUCAAUAUUCUCAUCACUAGCGGGGCCUCCAUAUCUCGAUAUCUUGUGCAAGUUGCUAUGCAUCAUUAUUUCCGCACAUCAAGCCAUUUCAUUAAGACCACAUGGGUUCGCUCAGUUCCGCUUCCAGUGUUUUCAUAUUUUAUGAAAGUUACUUCGGACAUGUAUGGCAAUAUUCCAGUCGGAAAGGGGGAAGAUGAUGGGUCUAUAUUCUCAUCAUUCUUGAAAGAAAGCAGGUUCCCUCCUGAUAUGAAGAGCGUAAAAUGGGAGGAAAUAAGAGACAUUCUACAGAUGUAUAAAUUCAUUCCGUUUUGUAUUAAGGACCCCAUCAUGGCACAAUUUCCUAUAGCACUAGCAAUAGAGCCCCGCCUACUUCCACUUGCAAGAGCCAAUGGGUUUGACAUGGACCCUAAGUAUCGCGAUUUUGUGUUCCGCAAAAUUUUCGAAAGGCCUGCCGUAAACAGCGAGGGUAGAAUGGAGGAUAUAAUUCGCAACGUUCGUGAAUUACGACGGCUAGAUCCAAGGAUGUUCCUUAGUCGAACAGUUGCAGCCGAAAUAUGUAUGGAAGCAAAGAGUAACGAGCCAUCCUACAUUGCCCUUAGGAGAUUGGACCGUGCAGGAGAGCUACUGUUUGAACUAUCCACACUUGUAGAGGACUUGAUCAAGCUAUUCGUUAAGACGCGCAGCAUAACGUCGGUUCACACUAUUCCAGUACUUCGCCAACUUUAUACCGACUUCCCAAGCACAGAUCCCACCGUUCGCUUGGUACUGCUCCUUACUGUCUUUCUCUCUGAUACCUGUCUUGCACAUACUACUCCAACGACACUGAGAAGUAAACUCGAGCCUCUGGGUUUAAUUCCUCUCACGAAGGCCGACGUAUUUAAUGUCUUGACAAAUCCAUUUGUGGAGAAGCAUGGUCCUAUCCUAGACUUUGCGAAGGAAGAAAUUGGGUUGAGCGACAAAGAUUUCAAAGAGUUAGUCCAAGAAGUUGCAGUCAAGUGCCUUGAAGUAGGCUGUAAGGGCAAAAUGCUGAAGAGGUUGCAUGAUAAUUACCCUUUUCUCAAUCGACUUCUCGCUGAAGUUGUUGUACAACGCUAUCAGCUAAAUCCAGAUGAUUUACCCCCUCACGAGGAUGAGAAGGCGUGUUCAGUAUACCAAGCAAAGCUUUGCCGUGACUAUGUAAACCUCAAAGUACCUGAAGACGCUAAUGUCGUUUCUUCAAGUGGAGAACCUGUCGCUGAGGUAACUCUGCUGCCUGAUGGCUCUACAAACGUAGAUGAUGAGGUGGUGCUAGACGUACCGGAAGACGAUGAUGCUAUGGCUGUAGAUGAAAUUUUUGACGGAGGCGAGCCAGUAGUAGGCGAAUACCCUGAACUUGGACGUAUCGGACAAGACACCUUAUCAACUAUGAUAAGACAAGAUGAACUGGCACCAAAUCGCUCUCGUGGCAGAAGGUCAUUUUACAAUUACCCCUAUUAUGCGGACCAUGCGGGGAAACUGCAGUAUCCUUCAGACCCAAUGCAAGUCGGCCGCUGGAUCAAGGAUCGCUAUCAUGUUCGCAGCCGCGUGAUGGCUAUAUUCAUGACCCAUGCAGUCGUCAAUGAUAAUACUGGCAUUUUACAGACGUACCUCACUCAUGCAAAUGGUAGUUACUUAUCCACGACACCCCAGUCAUGUCAUGUUCCAGUGACAUUGAAACACUUCAAACUUCUCGCACGCCUGGGGAAAGCACCUAGCUAUCUACUCUAUCACGACAUCGAAACUGGCGCUGAAUUUUUCUUCAGCGAAGAGGAUUAUCUGUCUAAACAGACUGAAUUGGAAGCAAAGAAAUCGAGUCAUCAGAGGUCUAGAAUCAAGGCAGAAGUUAAGACAGAAGGAUCACCCCCUAGUAUCCCGUCGUCGGCUGCGCAAGCGGGGCCGCCUAAAGCAGCAUCUCCACGUCCACAGAAGAAAAGGCCUCGUCGUUCGGCAGCCGCAUCUGUCCGAUCUUAUGCUAUCCCGGACUCGGACGACGAAGCAAUUGCUGAAGAGGAUGACGACACUGUUGAAAAUGCUUUGAUGACCCUGCAAGCGAAGAAAAGAAAGGUCGAAUCGAAUCUUCAGCGCUGGAUUAAGCAUUUGGCUGUUCUUCUGAAAGAUGAACAACGAAAGUAUAAGGAGAAGAAGAAGCGUUUGGAGAAGUGCGCGCCUCCGGAUGGAAAACUUCGAGUAGCCAAAAACGAGUUUUUCAAGUCAGUGGCUGCUCACCUUCGAACAUUGCGGAAAUUAGAUCAGGAAAAACGUAAACAGCUUUAUGGCCCUGAUGCUGGGGAAGAAGACUAUACCGAAGAUGACGAUGACGACGAUUAUCAAUAUCGGACGAGCAAAAGACGCAGAACAAUGAACUGACUUUCAGAGGAACAAUAUUAAUACUUUACUUAUUUGACCAUUCUCACAUCCCACUAGCAUCAUUCCACCACAUACUAUUCUACAUCUUCGAUUAGGAAUGUGUAAUCCCUAGCUUCAUUUGUGAAAUACACGUGUAAUGUCUGAAUCAAAUUCUAGUUUUGUACUCAUAACAUUACAGCUGAUAUCUAUAAUGAAUCGACCGGUCCCCAAGUCUCAACUUUUCGUCAUCGGACUCGCAGACCUUGUCCUCGCUGAGGAUAUGAUCCCUCCUGGCAUUCUCCCGUGACAUACACAACCAUAGAUAAGCUGUGACUACAAUCGCAAAAGCAAUGUAUCCAAUGGCAAUAAUGUUGGGCAUCCGGUAUAAGUGACCAGCAAAAUUGGGCCUGUAAAUCAAAACACCUGCAAUGGCUCCUAUAUCCCCAAUAGUGAUCUGCAUGGCCACAGCAACAGCUCUUUUCGUCUGUCCUGCAACAUUUUCGCCUGGCCAGCUUAGCACCAAGGAAUUAGCCGUAUACACGCCCGC